CAGGGCUUGUCUUCAGGACACCGCAGGAGACUCUCCUUCGGAAAUCAGCUGUGUGCUUUCCUGCUGCGGGCGCGCUGCCAGUCGCCGCCAGAGGCCCAGGGGAGGCUCCCACCGGGCUGGGCUGCGAGCCUCCGAGGCAGAGAUCGCGGAGCUCGGCGCCCCGGAGCGCUCAGGGCCAGGUGACACCGUCGCGGGCUCCCCGGCGCCGGCUUGACAGUUUCCUCCCCGCCCACCGGCAGGAGAGCGCCCGGCCGGGGUGCACGCGCGCGCAGGGGACAGAAAAGCCGCGGCCGCGCGGAGACGCGGAGCUCGCCCCCCGCCCGCCCCGCGGCAGCCGCAGCCACCAUGCACGUCAACGGCAAAGUGGCGCUGGUGACCGGCGCGGCGCAGGGCAUAGGCAGAGCCUUCGCCGAGGCGCUGCUGCACAAGGGCGCCAAGGUAGCGCUGGUGGAUUGGAAUCUUGAAGCAGGUGUAAAGUGUAAAGCUGCCCUGGAUGAACAGUUUGAACCUCAGAAGACGCUGUUCAUCCAGUGCGAUGUGGCUGACCAGGAACAGCUGAGAGAUACUUUCAGAAAAGUUGUAGACCACUUUGGAAGAUUGGACAUUUUGGUCAAUAAUGCUGGAGUGAAUAAUGAGAAAAACUGGGAAAAAACUCUGCAAAUUAAUUUGGUUUCUGUUAUCAGUGGAACCUAUCUUGGUUUGGAUUACAUGAGCAAGCAAAAUGGAGGUGAAGGCGGCAUCAUUAUCAAUAUGUCAUCGUUAGCAGGACUCAUGCCUGUUGCACAGCAGCCUGUUUACUGUGCGUCAAAGCAUGGCAUAAUAGGAUUCACACGCUCAGCAGCGAUGGCUGCUAAUCUUAUGAACAGUGGUGUGAGAAUGAAUGCCAUUUGUCCAGGCUUUGUUAACACGCCCAUCCUUGAAUCCAUUGAAAAAGAAGAAAACAUGGGACAAUAUAUAGAAUAUAUGGGUCCUAUCAAGGCUAUGAUGAAAUACUAUGGAAUUUUGGACCCAUCAAUGAUUGCCAGUGGAUUAAUAACACUCAUUGAAGAUGAUGCUUUAAAUGGCGCUGUUAUGAAGAUCACAACUUCUAAGGGAAUUCAUUUUCAAGACUACGAUACAACUACACAUCUUGCAAACACUCAAUGAUCAGGCUAUAUAUGAAAAUAAGCACAAGUGAUAUAGACCAUCUCUUCAUUUGAACAUAGCUUUUUAAAUGAAAUAUUACAGUUUGAAGCUUUCCUUAAUGCAUUUGAUGUUGAUUUUCUAAAUUUUUAGUUAAGUAUUUGGAUAAACAUUAUGAACUAUCGAAAAUAUUGUGUGG
Propithecus coquereli (Coquerel's sifaka) is the source of this 1321-nucleotide messenger RNA. It is a transcript of the gene HPGD, whose product is annotated as hydroxyprostaglandin dehydrogenase 15-(NAD). The transcript has 7 exons. Lineage: Eukaryota; Metazoa; Chordata; Mammalia; Primates; Indriidae. Gene Ontology annotation, molecular function: oxidoreductase activity, acting on the CH-OH group of donors, NAD or NADP as acceptor. The record is from RefSeq and is a predicted model, not a curated record. Gene Ontology annotation, cellular component: cytoplasm. Bases 346 to 1146 code for a protein of 266 amino acids.